Messenger RNA from Rhagoletis zephyria (snowberry fruit fly), 1038 nucleotides. The record is from RefSeq and is a predicted model, not a curated record. Lineage: Eukaryota; Metazoa; Arthropoda; Insecta; Diptera; Tephritidae.
AUGACCAGCGGUACGCGCAUCUACGUGGGCCGCAUAAGCUACGACGUUCGCGAGCGAGAUAUAGAAAAGUUUUUCAAAGGUUAUGGCCGCAUUCGCGAGAUACUGCUCAAGGAUGGGUUUGCGUUUGUGGAAUUUGACGAUAAUCGAGACGCUGAAGAUGCCGUCUACGAGCUGAACGGCAAAGAUCUGCUUGGUGAACGAGUUCAUGUUGAGUUUGCUCGCGGGCCAGGCCGCGGUCGAGGUGGGGGCCGCUUCGGCGGCGGAGGAGGAGGAGGUAGUUUCAGCAGCAGCAGAUAUGGACCACCGCGCAACACUGAAUAUCGCGUCAUCGUGGAGAAUCUCAGCAGCCGAGUCUCUUGGCAGGAUCUGAAGGAUUUUAUGCGUCAGGCGGGAGAGGUGACCUACGCUGACGCGCACAAGCGCGAAAAGAAUAUGGGCAUCGUCGACUUUGCCUCCUACUCUGACAUGAAGGCCGCCGUGGAGAAGCUGGACGGCCACGAUCUGCAUGGCCGUCGCAUCCGCCUGCAGGAGGACAAGUCACGUCGUCGUCGUUCGCGCAGCCGAAGUCGCAGUCGCUCGAACCGCCGUGCGGCCACCAAGUCCCGAUCGCGUAGUCGCAGCCGAUCGAACCGCCGAGCCGCCAGCAAGUCCCGCUCGCGCAGUCGUAGCCCUGCUAGUCGUUCGCGCUCUCGCUCGCCGGCCACGGGCGCCGGAAAUGGCGAUCGCGAUCGCUCCCGCUCAGCCUCGGCCGAGCACUCCAGCGGCAAGGGCGGCGGCAGCAGCAGCGCAGUGAAGGCUGAACGCCGUUCACGUUCUCGUUCGCGCUCACGUUCAGGGUCGGCGGAGCGCAGCGGCGGUGCCGGAAACGGCGGGGGCAGCGGCGAUCGUGAUCGUCGCUCUCGCUCUCGUUCCGCCAAGUCCGAGUCGGAGUCUGAGCGCUCCAAGUCUCGUUCCCGCUCCAAGUCUCGCUCGCCCUCCAAGUCGCACUCCCGUUCCAAGUCACCCGCCGAUGAGGAGGAGGGCACUGAGCAAUCGUAA